AGGACAACUCCGAUGAAUCGAAUUCUCUCCCGUACUUUGCCUACUGUGCGAUUGCAUUUACGAGUGCCAAUGGCCAGAAACGCGUCUUACCUAAUCGAGGACCCUAAAUACUCCUUUUUAAAGGACUUGGGGCUUGAAAAAACAAAUGUCGGCGUUUAUAACGGAAAGUGGCAAGCUAAUGGACAGGUGAUCCAAUCAUUCAGUCCAGCCAACGGUAAGGUUAUAGCGGAGGUCCAAAGCGCCACAUCGGCGGACUACGAGUCAUGCGCGCAGUCGGCGGAGGCGGCGUGGCGCGAGUGGGCGGAGCUGCCGGCGCCCGCGCGCGGCGAGAUCGUGCGCCAGAUCGGCGACGCGCUCAGGGAGAAACUGCAGCCGCUGGGACAGCUGGUGGCUUUGGAAAUGGGUAAAAUCCUCCCCGAAGCGAUCGGCGAGGUCGUAGAAUAUAUACACGUGUGUGACCUCGCGUUAGGUCUAUCCCGGACGCUCCCGGGAACAAUUUUCCCGUCAGAGCGGCCCGGACACGUUCUCAUCGAGAAGUGGAACCCCCUGGGCGCUAUUGGCAUCAUCACGGCGUUUAACUUCCCCGUGGCUGUGUUUGGGUGGAAUAGCGCUAUUGCUAUGGUAUGUGGAGAUGUGAGCGUGUGGAAGCCAUCGGACACCACGCCGCUGACUGCGGUGGCCGUCACCAAAAUCGUGGAGAGUGUCUUGGUCAAAAAUAACAUCCCUGGAGCCGUGGCCGCACUAUGUGUGGGCGGGAAGGACAUUGGGCAGCAGUUGGUGCAGGACCCUAGGAUGAAACUUGUUUCCUUCACUGGCAGUACUGCUGUUGGUCAACAGGUGGGCGUGGAAGUACAGAAGCGUUUCGGGCGCCACUUGCUGGAGCUGGGCGGGAACAACGCUAUCGUGGUGAAUGCGGACGCCAACCUGCAGCUGCUGCUGAACGCGGCGCUGUUCGCGUGCGCCGGCACCGCGGGCCAGCGCUGCACCACCACGAGGCGCCUGCUGAUACACAAGCAGGUAUAUGGUGAAGUGGUAUCCAAACUGAAGAAGGCAUUUGCAAGCGUAGUGAACAGAAUAGGCGACCCACUGGAGAGCGAGACCUUGAUCGGUCCGCUGCACACGUCCGCCGCCGUUGACGCCUACCUCAAGACUGUAGAGGAGGCCAAGAAACAGGGCGGUACCGUCGAAUUUGGAGGAAAGGUGAUCAACCGCGAAGGUUUCUUCGUGGAGCCAACCAUAAUCACAGGUCUUCCCCACGACUCGCCACUGGUCAAGUCGGAAUGUUUUGCUCCCAUCGUGUAUUGUAUCGAGAUUCCUGACUUGGACACCGGUAUCAAGUAUAACAAUGAGGUCGAUCAGGGACUGUCCUCUAGUUUGUUUACGGAGAACUUGGCUGAUGUGUUCAAGUGGAUCGGUCCGCACGGCUCGGACUGCGGCAUAGUGAACGUGAACAUACCGACGAACGGCGCGGAGGUGGGCGGCGCCUUCGGCGGCGAGAAGGCGACCGGCGGCGGCCGCGAGUGCGGCUCCGACGCGUGGAAGAGCUACAUGAGGCGCUCCACCGUCACCAUUAACUACUCGGGCGCCAUCAAACUGGCACAGAACAUCAAAUUUGGGGACGAGUGAAGGGCUUAGGUGACCUGCGUCCCUGCCUGGCAAUAUGGGUCGAUUAUGAUGAAGGCGGUUAAGUUAUACAGCUAAUUUUAUUAACGUAUUACCACAGAUAACAUAAGACUGUACUGGGUAUUACGAUUAGGUUUAUGAAUAAUGUUCUAGGAUAGUUUUGAAGUGACGUCAAAAUCCAGUUUGAAGCGGCUGAGCACCGUAAAAUUUAAAUGUUAAGAUGCAAUAUUUUUGAUGUGAAACAUCUAUAGCCGCACGUAAACCCGAUUCCUGGCGUGGCGACGCAUGCCGUAGCGACGCGUCGCCACGCUAUACGAAUUAAGUAGUCACGAUUUGAAAUAAAUUCGUAAAUUUUUGUAUUUAAUGAAAAUAAAUGUUUAUUCAAUAAAUAGUCAUCGUUAUCUGGAAAAAAAUCUUAAUAUUUUAUUUUAUCAUUAUGACACAUUUAGUUCCUAUCACAAUAUUAUGUCCUUUUCUGCUUUUACAAAAUAAUGUCGAUGUUUCACAUCUAC
This is a messenger RNA of Zerene cesonia (dogface butterfly), 2135 nucleotides long. RefSeq names its product putative aldehyde dehydrogenase family 7 member A1 homolog (gene Aldh7A1). The coding region runs from base 13 to 1626 and encodes 537 amino acids. The record is from RefSeq and is a predicted model, not a curated record. The transcript has 8 exons. Gene Ontology annotation, molecular function: aldehyde dehydrogenase (NAD+) activity. NCBI's taxonomy places the organism in Eukaryota, Metazoa, Arthropoda, Insecta, Lepidoptera, Pieridae.